UAAGAAGGCCGUGUGUCCCUACACAUCCGCCCAAUUGCUUCCAGGCCAUCCGUCCCUCUUUCCAUUCCCUCCCCAAACACACGCGACUGAAUAGAUAGACGGCAUGUUGAGCAACAAGACAUUGGUCGGUGCCGCGGCCGUCUUGCUGGCGGGUAUUGCGCGCGCAGAGGUUGCACCGGGGUUUCCACUCAAGCCGGGAGCCAACUUGACGGUCAUUUAUGGCAACGAUACUGUGGCGCCUCCGGGAGAACAGCUUCCUCGAGGUGCCACGGCCCAAGCACCCACUAUUGCCUCGCCCGUCUGGUGGGACACGGAGCUCCUCUCGCAAGCCCCCGCGCAAUGCCUCCUCCUAAUGAUGGACCUCGACGUGCCGCGCAACAACACGCGCGUGCCGCUGCUCCACUGGCUCGCCACAAACGUGUCGCGCGCAAACCCGCUCUCAGUCAACACGACAGGCACGCCACUCGUCAUCCCAGCACAGAACCCCGUGCCCUAUCUCCAGCCCAGCCCCCCCGUCGGCGACAUCCCGCACGCAUACACAUUCAUCCUGCUGCGCCAGCCCCGCAACUUUAGUAUCCCGCCCCAGUACGCUGCUCUGGCGCAAAACAGGGUCGGAUUCAAUCUCUCGGCUUUCCUCACCGAUGCCGGUUUGCUCGACGCGAAAGCAGAGCCCGAGGCCCUCGCUUCGAAUUGGAUUCGCGUCCAGAAUACUACGGGGACCCCUACCACGAGUGCGUUUCCACCGCCACGACCUAGUCCGACGGGCGGAAGCGGAAGCGGAAGUGGAAGUGGAAGUGGUGGUGGGGCGCAUGGGAAUGCGGCUGUCGCGCUGAGGAUGUCUGGGAAGGGCGUGUGGGUGGGGAUUGGGACGACGGUUUUUGCGGCUGUUUUUGCGGCGGCUGCUUUGUAGGUGGGUGGGUAAAUAUCGGGAGGUGGAUGGGUAAUAUGUUGGGAGGUAGGUAAAGAAAUGAUGGAUGAUGAAUCAACGAAUCAAUGCGUCAUGGCAUGUGUAUGGCAGUAUGCCAGUGUAGGUAUGAUACAUGGCAUAUAGCAAACAUGGUAGUAAUCAAGUCAAUCAAUCAAU
Molecule: messenger RNA, 1084 nt
Organism: Exserohilum turcica Et28A
Lineage: Eukaryota; Fungi; Ascomycota; Dothideomycetes; Pleosporales; Pleosporaceae
Exons: 2
Coding region: 104-910 (268 amino acids)
Biological process (GO): regulation of proteolysis; regulation of Ras protein signal transduction
Molecular function (GO): peptidase inhibitor activity; phospholipid binding
Source: RefSeq, a predicted model, not a curated record